This is a messenger RNA of Rhipicephalus sanguineus (brown dog tick), 2475 nucleotides long. RefSeq lists its product as uncharacterized. Bases 1 to 2475 code for a protein of 824 amino acids. The record is from RefSeq and is a predicted model, not a curated record. The transcript has 4 exons. Gene Ontology annotation, biological process: proteolysis. Gene Ontology annotation, molecular function: aspartic-type endopeptidase activity. Lineage: Eukaryota; Metazoa; Arthropoda; Arachnida; Ixodida; Ixodidae.
AUGGCUACUGGAGGAAUGCAGGCCGCCAUCGAGCCUGUUAGCGGCAAGAACUGGGCAUCCUGGAUCCAGCGCCUGAACUUCUACUUCGUGGCGAACGACGUCUGCGACGAACAAAAGAAGCGCGCGCUCCUCCUGACGCUAUGCGGAGCCGACACCUUUGAAACUGCCUGCGCUCUGGUCACGCCGAAGACUCCUGGAGAGGUGGGCUAUGCCGACAUAGUUGGCCUUCUGCAGAAGCACUUCGAUCCGCGACCGUCUGAGUUGUACAGCCGGUACGUGUUCCAGCGACGCGACCAGCGGCCGGAAGAGUCGAUCAGCAACUACGUUGCAGCCCUCAGAAGCUUGUCAGCUGACUGCAACUUCGGAGUGCCAGCGACAACGUCUGCUACAUCGACGCCACCGGCAGAAGGCCACGCAGCCGUUCUGGCGAACCCCACCAUGCUGCCCCAAGAUGUGAUGCUUCACGACAGGUUCGUGUGCGGCAUCCGCGACGAGCACCUCCAGCAGCGACUGUUCGCGGAGAAAGACUUGACUUUUCAACGCGCGUUGGACUUGGCACUGUCGUCCGAAAGUGCGUCGAAGCAGCAACGAGGACUUAAGGGAGCGACGAGCUCCGCGGAGGUGCACAAGACUUCGCAGUCUAAAAAGGAAAGCAAACAUUCGGCUCAGCAACGGCGCUGCUAUCGAUGCGACGGCUGGCACGAGGCUGACACCUGCAAGUUCAGGAUAGCGCAAUGCCGUUUUUGUUCCAAAAAGGGUCACAUCGAGAACGCCUGCAUCUCCAGAAAGAAGAAAAACAAAGAAGGCAACCUCAACGCCCGGCAAGGAACUCACAUGGUUAACGCCCAACCUGUGUGCGACGACCUCGAAGACACCGAUAGGUGCUACGACCUACAUGCCGUGAGUGGGCGACAACCCUGCCCUAAAUUCCUCGUUGACGUGAAAGUCGAGGGAAGGCCCCUGAAAGUCGAAGUGGACACGGGCGCCGCAUGUUCUCUCAUCAAUGAGGCUACGUACCACCAAACGUGGCCAUCGAACGCCCCAAAGCUUUCGAGAGAACCCCUAGACUUACGCACCUGGUCAGGGGAAGAACUGGACACCGUCGGUUCGGCACAAGUUCGUGUGCGUUUCAAAUCAAAGGACUACGUGCUGCCCCUGCUGGUAAUGAAAGGGACUGGGCGCAACCUGCUCGGACGUGACUGGUUUUCAGCACUGAACAUCCGUGUUCACGGAAUAAACCAGGUCGCCGAACCAAGUCAAGAGAUCCAGGAGGUUCUCGCACGCCAUCCUGAUGUAUUUAAGGAAGGUAUCGACGGCUACGUGGUGCCAUUGGUUCACUUGGACUUGGAAGAAGGCGCUACACCCAAGUUUAGCAAAGCACGUCCAGUGCCCCUAGCUUACCAAGAGCCUAUGGAGGAAGAGCUCGACCGCCUGAGCACAGUUAAAGCGGUGGUCAAGAAGACGGCGUACCCACUGCCGACAACUUCGGAGGUGUUCGCAAAGUUGCGCGGCGGGACGACAUUUUCGACGCUAGACCUGUACCAGGCCUAUCAGCCGCUAAGAGUGGACGACGAGACAGCCGCAUUGCUCACCGUCAACACCACCAAAGGACUGUUCAAGGGUGUCCAUACGACCGAAGAAAGGGUAAAGGCGAUCCUCGAGGCGCCAAAACCGACUGACAAGACCUCUCUGCAGGCUUUCUUAGGGCUUCUCGCCUUUUACGAUCGUUUUUUGGAGAACAGAGCGACAGUAGCUGCAGAGUUGCAUGGGCUUCUCGAGAAGAACACGCCCUGGAAGUGGGAGAAAAAACACCAGGAUGUGUUCGAGAUUCUUAAGAAGAUGAUUCGGUCUUCGACAGUCCUUGCGCAUUAUGACGAAAAAAGGCCUCUCAUUCUGUCCGUGGAUGCGUCGCCAUACGGCAUCGGCGCAAUUCUCGCUCAAAAAGCUGCGUUCGGCCGAGAGGCUCCCGUUGCAUUCGCGUCACGAACUUUGGGAACCGCUGAGAAGAACUACUCGCAGCUCGUUAAAGAGGGCCUUGCGGUAGUUUAUGGCGUCAGCCACUUUCACCAGUAUGUCGCUGGCCGGCACGUGACCGUAUUACCGGAUCACCAACCGCUCCUAGGCAUCAUGGGGGAAAAGAAGCAAAUCCCUCAGAUAUUGUCACCGAGGAUGACUCGAUGGUGUCUGAAAUUGGCCACAUACGACUCCGACUUGGUCUACAGGCCUGGACGCCUGCACCAAAAUGCUGACGCGCUCAGCAGGCUGCCACUGCCCGCGCAGCGGAAGCGCCGCCGCCGCAUGAUCUGCCCGCAACGCCCGACUCCGAACAUAGGGAAGCUGAGGCCAGGCUGGACACUUGUGCGACGCAAGCUUGCGAUGACCAACCCAGCGGGUCCGCGCAGCACCAAACUGCACCGAGGCCCCAACGUGAUCGGCGUCCACCUGACCGAUACGGUGACCCCGUCUAAGGGGUAA